Trifolium pratense (red clover) is the source of this 1930-nucleotide messenger RNA. Its product is annotated as ACT domain-containing protein ACR6-like. NCBI's taxonomy places the organism in Eukaryota, Viridiplantae, Streptophyta, Magnoliopsida, Fabales, Fabaceae. The coding region runs from base 229 to 1557 and encodes 442 amino acids. The record is from RefSeq and is a predicted model, not a curated record. The transcript is spliced from 7 exons.
AUGCAUGAUGCACUUUCCCAUCCCCACAAACCGCCAAUUAAAUUCUAAUUCUGAAAAUAGAUUCAAAGUACCACUCACCUACUUCACUUUUUAUUCUUCUCUCUCUCUUUCUCUUUCCUUGCUUGUUGGAGAAUUUCAGAAUUUUCUUCUUCAAUAAAUACCACUCACUCCAAAUUUAUUGCCUCUACAUAUAUUUCUUCACUUUCUCUAAUUUGUAAAUACAUAAAUAUGGAUGAUGAAUAUGCUAAGCUUAUUAGGAGGAUGAACCCACCUAGGGUUGUGAUUGACAAUAAUGCAUGCGAAAACGCCACUGUUAUUCAGGUUGACAGUGUAAACAAACACGGGAUACUCCUCGAUGUCGUUCAAGUUAUUUCAGAUAUGAACCUUGUGAUAAAAAAGGCCUAUAUCUCCUCUGAUGGAGUUUGGUUCAUGGACGUGUUUAAUGUGACGGAUCGUAAUGGAAACAAGAUCAAAGAUAAAGAAGUCAUUGAUUAUAUUCAGAGGAGACUUGAAAAGAACCCGAGCUUUGCAACUUCAAUGAGAGAAUCUGUUGGAGUCGUACCUACUGAAGAGCACACUGUUAUUGAACUUACUGGCACAGACAGACCUGGUUUACUAUCUGAAAUCUGUGCAGUUCUCGCAGACCUUCGCUGUAAUGUUGUUACUGCCGAGAUUUGGACGCAUAAUACUCGAGCUGCAGCAGUAGUUCAUGUAACAGAUGAUUCCAGUGGUUGUGCUAUCGAGGAUCCGUCCCGUCUCUCCACAAUAAGGGAUUUGCUAUGUAACGUCCUAAGGGGGAGUGAUGACCCGAAGACAGCAAGAACUGCACUUUCACAUCCUGGAGUUACGUAUAGGGAUAGAAGAUUACAUCAGAUUAUGUUUGCUGAUAGGGACUAUGAAAGGGUUGAAAGGGCAGGGCUCAGAGAGAGAGAUAAAAGUCCGUUUCCUCAUGUAACUGUGUUAGAUUGUGUUGAAAGGGAUUACACUGUGGUUACCAUGAGAGCAAAAGAUCGACCGAAGCUGUUGUUCGAUAUUGUUUGCACUUUAACUGACAUGCAGUAUGUAGUUUUUCAUGGUGUGGUUCAGACAGAAAGGACAGGUGCUUAUCAGGAGUUUUAUAUUCGGCACGUUGAUGGCUUUCCCAUUAGCUCAGAGGCUGAGAGAGAACGACUUAUUCAGUGUCUUGAAGCUGCGAUUGAGAGGCGAGCAUGUGAGGGGAUGGAGCUGGAGUUAUGCACAGAAGAUCGUAUAGGACUCCUCUCAGAUAUCACAAGGAUUUUCCGAGAGAACAGUUUAUGUAUCAAAAGAGCUGAAAUAUCAACAGAAAAUGGGAAGGCAAAAGAUACAUUUUACGUCACAGAUGUAACCGGUAAUCCAGUUGAUCCAAAGAUUAUUGAUUCAAUCCGCAGACAGAUAGGUGACACGGUACUGCAGGUGAAACAUAACUCUAGUCUUUCACCAAAGCCUCAUGAAGGAACAACAUUCGGAUUUCUCCUUGGAAGUUUUUUCAAAAAUCGAUCUUUUCAGAAUUUUAAGUUGAUCAGAUCCUAUUCUUAAGUGUCCUCUCGUGUAUAUUCUCGCUACUUUCAUCUUAUUUUAAGUCAAACAGAAAAUCGAUACAUGUAAAAGAAACUGUAAGUAGGAACCUCCCUUCAGCAAGAGGGGCUUGGAAUUCAUACUGCACAGUAGGAACAUGAAAUAUCUAUGUAUUAGUUUAGUGUAAGUAAGUUUGUACAGUAACUUAUUACUUAGGUUGUGUGUGGUGUAAAUAGUCCUAGAUUAUCAAAUCCAGAAGGGUAAAAUGGUACUUUUAGUUUGUGUUUGUAUAUGGUGUAAAUAAAUAGUCCUGGAUUAUGAAAAUCCAUGAAAGUGAAUAAUACUUUUAGGUGGUGUAAUUUGGAGUCUUGUAAAUUUGAAUCUAUGUUGUAGA